This is a messenger RNA of Echinostoma caproni, 438 nucleotides long. The record is from the annotation of a GenBank genome assembly. NCBI's taxonomy places the organism in Eukaryota, Metazoa, Platyhelminthes, Trematoda, Plagiorchiida, Echinostomatidae.
AUGUCCGUUACCAGAAGCCGGACGAUCCUGGGCGAGGAGGAAGGCGUGUCCGGGCAAGUCCCCGUUGAUGCCCUUUCAUGCCAUGGCUCUUGUAAUAGUCGACGAUCUAAGUCUAGCUUAGCUCGGGAUGUCAUGAUGAAGGCCCAACUCGACGAACAGACUAUAGUGAAGGAAUUUGAGUUAGAAGCUAUUGAACUGGAAGCUCGUAGAAAAAGAAUGCUACUUAAGGCCCAUAGAAACUCGGAAGAAGCGCGGCUUACAGUAGCAGCUGGGGAAGAGAGGGAGAGAAGACCGACUGAUGCCUCUGAGAUUGAUAAACUCUCUACUAUCAGUGACUAUGUCAAGGAUUGUCAGUCAAAGUGGCGUCCGCAAGAACAGUUACACUACGAGUAUCCGGCGGCGAAGAUCAAUGANAAAUCCGUUCUGACCGGAAAUUGA